GCGUGUGGAGUUUAAGAAGUUAGUUUUUUUUUAACAAUUUGAUCUUGCUGCCUUGCAGUCUGACAACUACAACAUCUCGAUCUUCUUCUUUCUCCCAUUGUUUGGACCAUUUUUUUGCGUCUUUUGGUGUUGUUACUGGAGUCUAGACAACCAAGAAGAGGCUACAAGAAAAGGCUCCUAGUACCAAAAUGAUUUCAUUUCGACAAUUGCACUAGCGACACCCUGCCAUGGUAUCUUGCAACAGAGGCUCGCAUACCCCAGCAGGACGUGAUUGAUGACGUUUUCCUUCCGACGUCGAUUGUGCAGGUCGUAAACGUCUAAUACACCAACACCUGGCAAGAACAACAUCAACACGAUGGACACAGCAUUCGCGGAUUUUACGCGGAUUGCGCCGCCGCCACCCAAGAAGGAGAAGCGGAAGACGAGCCACGAUGUCCUUGUUCGAAACCCCUUCAUGAAGGAGUUCAAGUUAUGCUGGCGGAAUGCAAACCACUUAGAAAUAACUGUAGUUUUUUCUAGUUCGUUUUCUUCUGAAUAUUUAAAUUUAUUUCCUGUUUCUUAUCCUUGCACAACUUGCUCUACGUCUACUUGCAAUGGGUAGAAAGAAGCAUAUUUAGUGUUCCUCUAGCUCUAUCUCUUUCCUCACUAGGCGCGCGUCCUCCUUCUUGUUGCCUACCUACUAGUACUGAGUAUGUCUCGCCUGCUCCACACUGAAUCUGAAUUCUCCUCUAACGGUCGCUUCUGACGCGGGUGCUUUUGAUUUUCCGAAAUGGAGCGACGAUGGCCCCCUGGGGGAUGCGGCAGAAGCCGCCAUGCUUUUUGGCUCGAAACCGGAUGGAAAGCGGGCGAUGAGUCAACAUGCUGGAACGAAACUACUUGAGCAAAUGGACACUUUGGAGGAUGAAUUGGUUGUCCGUCUGGCUGAGAUGUUGGAGAAUAUUCGAAGCAAAUUUGCAGCAGAGAAAAACGACUUGGCGAAAGUUAUGAUGUAAUGUAGUGUAAUCAUGAUUGUUCACAUGCGUUUUCUUCAAUGAACUCAAAAAGAUGCGGUCUGAUUUGACAGGACGCCUUCUACAUGAAAACUGGACACCUUCACUUCAAAUUGAACACGACGAGGAACAACUCUAGCACCACUUGCAUAGAAAUCACUUCGAUUAUUUUUGCGUACAGUAGUCUGAUCCAAAUCCAAAAACCUACAAGUACAACCGAUAAUUCUAAUCUCCACGUCGAGCGAUACGCGAGAAUCGAAAGAGAAGCAGCUGCGACAGCGAAGGAAUAUGAUAAGCGCUUGCUGCCAAUGGACAAGUUUGCUUUCGAAAAAAAAGAAUUCGAUAUGGCGAUUGAAACUUUUCAGGUAUAUUCGAUGCAUAGAUUUGAAGAGUUAUAUUUUGGUUUCGUAGUCUUAGUGUCGUAGUCGGUCUGGUCUUACGUUUUACCGUUCAUUCCAAAAUGUUUUCCAAGCAUACUGCACACGCCCUGAUGAAGAGCUAUACGACCCUUUUGCAUGCCUGCUACAGAAUCUCAAAUGUUUUUCCAUUUUUGACAAUACUAACUAAUCAUUGAUGCAAUCAAAGUGUAUGUUGAUGCACCAACAAGCAACCAACAUUCACCUCGAAAGGCCCGACUCCAACAAGUCGAGAAGCAAAAGGAAGAACUAAUCGUAAUUCUGGAUACCUAUCAGAAUGGGCAUAUGCCGCGUGUUGACGCGGCGAUGGAGGAAUUGGAGCAAUUUCGAGGCGAGCAUGAACAGAUUUUGAAUGUUAGGAUGUGAAGAUGGGUGCUGGUCGUCGUAUUUGCAAUAUUUUAGAUCGUAUAUUACAAGACCUAAGUACAAGUUGAAAAAUCCUGUUCGAGGAUUGUCACGUGCUGCAACUGGUGCACACUCGCACUCUAAACUUCAGACGAACAGAAUGCUCGAAGGGGAGAAGCGAGCCAUGCUACAGGGAUUAGAAGCUUUGCGGCAAGAGAAAAUAGACAUCAUGGAAAGGGAUGACGAAACCGUUUUCCGGCAGAUGGAGAUUAUCAGUAAGAUGGAUACGGAAUUUUAUGGCAAGAGGCUCAUAGUACUGGUAAUUCAUCCCAACAGGAGAGCACUACAGAUGAAACAGAUCAUCGCGGCCGCUUCCUUGUUAUUUCUGGUAAUAUGCAAGUCCAUCUACUACUUGGGCACUUUUUCUCAUUGAAAAAAUGAUGACCACUAGAACCUAAGUCUGGAGAUGAAGAUGUUGAAAUUGGACAUCAUCUAUCUCUAGUAUUGCGACCACGACCUGCACCUCUUCUGUACCUGUUUCUAACCCGGGGCAAAAGCUAUCGGGGAAGUGAGCUAUCUCACGCACGAUCACACAUCGCUUUGUGGACAGAACGAAGCGCUACGACAGCUGUUGGCUCAGAACGGAAUCGAUGUACCUGAGUACUUGAUCGGCAAAGGAACACGAAGAUUCAAUUAAGGCUCGAUCCGAUUGCGAAAAAAUAGAUGAAGAAGAUUAGAUUUAAUAGAUCAAAUCAAUAGAUUUGUACUAAUAACGUUGGUUUUCUAUUUCUUUCUGUUUGAUUGACACCAGCAGAGUAUCUUUUUUUAUGAAGUCCUCGGGUUCUUGGUCUUCUUUGGUCAGUCAUCCUCGGUUCAAGUCAUCACUUCUACCAACGGCCACUUUCUUCUUCUUCCUUCUUAGGGGAACGGUCAUGCAUUCUCUUCUGUAGUUUGCUUCUUGGAACGAUUGCGAAGAAACGAUGGGAAGAAGUGAAGAUUUUCUUUUCUUGCUUCCUCCUUUCUUAGGAUAAUUCUAAUGUUCACCAGAAUCGCAUCAAUCAGACGCGAAGAUACAUUCCUCUGCCAAUGGAUAUCGUCAAGAGGAUUUGCUAUGGCUUCCUGUAAUAUUUCGACCUCAACAUAGUGCUCCUCCUCGUCGUCAAGCAUCAUGAGGUGAACAAGGCGUUCACUUGCGAGCUUCAUCAUUACAUAUUCGUGUUGAUAAGACUUUUACUUUACUACUACCUAGGAGUAGGACAACUAGCUCAAGCCUCCUGACAGGGCCAGAGCGUGCACGACUACAAACUAGUACUGUACUGCUUAACUUGUACAACUCCUUUCCGAAAGUUUAUGUAAGUACAACAUGUUUCAUCAUGUAGUACGCAGAGGACUAACUAGAUACUUCUACUUCUUUGUUUACGGAGACAACUAACAUAUACAUAGACAGACUCAGACAUCUACUUGAAGAAGUCUUCUUCUAACCCUUGGCAGUGAGGUGGAUUUGGGUGCGCUGGCGGUGAAUGAACCCGUCGAGGAGGAAGAGGUGAUGUCCGAUGCCGAUGUAGAGGAUGACAGCAUGGAUGAUGACGAAGCCGGUUUGUCACAAAGUCAAGCAAGAAUCAUGGAAUUCUUAUGGCUUCAUGGGUUCGUUUAGGGUUUAGGGUGUAGUGCUGAAGAAGAUUACUGUGAUUUUACUCAUUCUUCUCAUGAUCUCAUGAUACUGUUACUGACUCUUACACUUGUUACUCUCCUCAUAAUAUAACACUUUCGAAUUGGUGUCCUCCAUUGUGGGGUUGUACAACCCAGACUUCUCUAAUGCCUGACGCAGAUGAUUUUCCAGAAGAUACAGAUGCUGAGGACGACUUUUCUCAUGCUGCUUUUGCUGCCCCCUUAGGGUUCGGGUGGUGGGGUCAGCUCAUGGCGUGGGUCAUAAAAUUACGACUGCUGCUGGCUAAUAUUUAUAUCCAACUAGAACUACUCUAGGACGUCGGUGGUCUUGCAGACAUAUUAACUACCACUUCUACUGCUUGUGCUCCAUCACACUUUUGUUGUAGCUCCUUUAUGGGGUCUUAUCGCAGCUCUACUACAAGAAGAUUUGAAUUUUCUAUACCUCCAAACCGCGAGCGCAAUACUCGACGAACUACCCGUAAAACCCUCUAUUCUAACGAAACUGCUGCAAGGGGUGAAACUUCCUCCAGUGGGGACAAAAACGCCCUAUGGUUUAGGCUGUCGAAGUAUGAAAAUUGGAUUCACUUUUCAGGACAAUCCGGAGACGGAGGUUUUUGUCGCAGAUUACUACGCCAGGAUGACAGAUGACAUCAGGAAAGCCACAUCUAUUGACGAAAACUCAUCCUGGAUGACGAAGGAAGUCACAUGUAUUUUGUCCUUCUUUAGAUGUAUUUUUGUUCCUUGUUGCUUCUGAGGACGUGGGUGCCGAUGAAGGGAAUAACCUGUACUUUUUUUAUCGUCUAAGUUUGUGCAUUCUACGUAGGUGGAGGAAGUUCAAGAACGACUACUUUUCACUUGUUCUACAACCCAAGAUAUGUCAUAGAUUAAGGCAGUCUUCACUGUACUACCUGGUGCGAGAUUCGUUGUAUUGUAUUGUAUCUCUAUCUAUUGUAUUGUGUCGUAUCUACCGUUGUAUUGUAUAUAUAAUUGUAUUGUAUGAAGAUGUCAUAUUAGCUGUGUGUCACAUAUUACUCGGUAAAAAAGGGUAGUUCGCUGCAGCUUGUUCAACCUCCACUUCCACAAGCUCCACAACAACAAUGAAUGCUACGGACGACGACACCACCUUUUUCACUCACCUCUAUAACCACUUCUACAGGUAAGGAGAUGAGAGCUGCAGAAACCGAUGAGGGUGGACUGAGAAUGUGGACGCCAGAUGGGCACGUUCUCUUCUGCAAAACCAGUGGACACUUCAUGCGACCAUUUCUUUAAGGACAGAACGACAAGUAAUUUUUUGGUAAUUGUUUUUUUACAUGAUACGACGGAGACGGACGAUAGAAUGGCCAUCGUCUCUAAUAUCUUCUUGCCGAAAUAAGUUACUACAAGUAGACAAUCUUGCAUAUUAUCGACGUAGACUACACUGAUAUGGCUACAACAUUGCGCUCAUCUCAGAGGUGAUCUCUCGUCUUCCCUACUGAUGCUCCGAAUCUAAUCCACAGAAACAGACUUCUAUCCGAAGUACGUAAAGCACAUGCAGGAAAACGGAAAGCAGACCUUCUUGAUCCACUUCUACUACUUUCUCAAGGUCCACGUACCGGAAUUCGAUCACGAGUGUUGUUUUGUGGUGACAAACCAUCCAGCUGGAACCGCGAUGAUCGCAGGAAAUGGACCAGGACAAGCAGGAAAACUACUUGCGGAGCAUCAAUUUCUACUCCGUGGAAAAAAAGCAGAAAAUUAUGACUGUUACUUUCUUGGUUGGAGGUUCCUGUUCUUCUAUAGUACACGCAAAUCAGCUUACUUCUUAUACAUAGUUUUUGCUGCUCAAUCAUGGCUGUAAUAAAUCUUCCUCGCUGGAAUCAUAAAAGUACAACCAAUCUAUACGCAUACCUAGUAAAAACUUUGCUCAAAAACAGAUGGAUAUCCCACAAUUUCUACUCAUCCACCUACUCCUCUUCUCCUCCUUCAUCUUCGCGCGGGCCGCAACAGGCGUUUACAUCCGCAUGCUUUGCUAGAUGCCGAUUUCCAAGACCAGUUUAAACAUUUCCAAGAUUUUCAUUCAGAGAAUGAACUAGAAGGAAUGCUGAGGGCUUUGAUUAAGGCUAGUACCGUUAAACGAGCUGGUUGUACUAACUAACCUAGAUUAAGUAGAUACUUGGCAAGUCCAAGUCCUUGAAUCUUCUUUUUCUAUAGUUGAAAAAGAAGCACCCACGGAUGCUCCAUAAUCCUUGAAACUUCUUUUUCUAUAGUUUUGUUCGUAAGAUGAAGCCGAAGCCCCACCCAAACCCAAAGGAUAAAAAUCUCAUGACUCUCAAAUCAAAGAGAGCAAAGUCAGAGGCGCGUCUUAUACGAUACUAGCUCUAAUUUGAACGACGACAUAGAUUUCCUAGAGCAAACUGCAAUGAGGGUUGGUUACGGCGCAGUCGUUUGCUUCGUAGAGCUGGACCCAGAUGAGGAACGAGCUCGUAUGAAGGCCACGGACGCAAAGAAACAGGAGAAACUUUAUGAUUUUUCAGGUUCAUGCGGUAUGAACUCAAAAUACUCAACAUACAUUAUCUGGUACUCCAAACAUCAUUUGUCUGUAUAAUAUUAUACUUGAUGUAGUAAUUCUUGUACUGCUUGCGCAACAAGCUCAAGGUUAAGCAUGCCUGCUAAGAAAGACUCACACCAGCGACGACGAUCACUCUCAACACAGCUUCAAUCGUCCUCCUCUGCAACUCCAUCUCCAUCUAUGUAGCUGAUCCUCUCCAUCCCCAUCUCAGCAUCAACAUCAACAUCACUCUAUUUUUAGAUUUUUCUACGACCGUCAAGCUUUUACUCCCUAUUAGAGUCUAAUCCCUCCACGGUCGUAGGGUAUUUGCGAAUCGGUUGGUUCAGCAUGGCACAGUUGCCUGCGACGGAAACGACCACAAGACGUGGGCUAUUGUCAUUGCCUUGCAAGAUCUCUACAUGUUAAGGCUUGCCGUCGCCGUAAUUCAUCCUACAUAAGAGACAUCAAAAAUCUUCGUUACGUUUUGUUUUCAAGGGUAAACCAGGAAAUCAUCCUAAAUAUUGAAGACGAAGACGAAGAGGUAUAAAAAUGAUAAUAUUUGACCACGUAACUACUGUUUAUUUGCAAGAGAAGAAAAACCAAGACCAACGGUCAAAGAAAACUUCCAAGAUGAAUUUAGCUAAAAAAAGCCUCUAAGUAGGGCAGCGAAGACACCAGAACUUGCUACAGGCUACGCCGAUGCUUUUUCCGUUGCUUUAGAUCUUAUGGCCUUGGCUUCGUGCUUGUAGGAUGAAUAGAAGAACCGCGAGACGUCCAUAUCGUCCAAAUAGAAAUCCCUCCAAUUAUUAUUCCAAUGCCUAUACAGUAUUCACCUCCUUGCCUCUACUGCUUUGAAUUCCUUUUCCUUCUGCUUCUUUAUGAAAAGAACAUCUGUUAUCAUUAUCAUAUUUUUCUUCUCCAGAAACUUGAUAAUGAUAGCUACAGACUUAAAUAAUCUCUUCAUUUGAUUCUUCUUUCUUCUAAUAGGAGCUACUUUUUGACGAGAGAGCGACUCGAGAAACUAGAGGUUGGCGCGACUACAGACGACACGCCAGAGGACGAUGGAAUCAUGUUGGAGGAAGAGGCGGUCGAGGAGGCAAUCUUAUGGGAUAGCAGAACUGUCGUAUUUGUACUCGUUAUAUUCGAAGUGGAAGUCUUGAAAUAACCAAAUUUUGAUCAUCCUAUACAAGAUGAAUGGUUCUGGUAUUUUUGGUAUAGCCUGAAUUUGAUCAUAAGGGAAAACAAGAAGAGAACCCUUAGGAUCAAAUUCAGGCUAUACCAAAAAUACCAGAACCAUACACAAGAACACUGAUCCGCUAUCUUCAUAUUGAUCCGCUACAUUCAUUUUUAUCGAGGACUUGCUAAGUAUGAACCGAGUUGCUAACUGAAAUAAGGGAGAUAGCUUUGACAGGGCUACUCUUUCCUUGUUGUUGUUCAGUAUCUUGGUUAUAAUUCUGAUCAGUUGCUUAUUUCAGUUUAUCGAAUAUUCAUCUUGAUUUUCAUCCUAUACGUUUGAUGCGCAUACUGUUCCUCAAUAGAAGUUGCUAUUAAAAAUUUCCAUUUCCUGUUUUUGUUGAGCACAGACAGUGACAGUGGAGAAAAAAAGGUAGAUGUAGCCACGACCUUCGAUGCUAGUACAUCAUGCGAUGGCUGCUCUCUUCUAACACCUGAAGAAAUCCUUGAAGAGGAGUUUACCGAAGAAAUCGAAGAUGAGGAAGACGACCAAGAACCUCAACAAAGAAAUCAGAGCCCUGGCCAGAUCACGAUUACGAUCACGACUGAGGAAGAGGAGGAAGAAGAAGAGUACGAAGACUAAGAAGGAUGACACGAAGAAAAAGAGGAAGGACGACAACGCUACACGUGACUUGAAGAAGAAGAAGAACAAGAGGCAGAUCAUGAAGCUACAGGUCUAAAGAAGAGGAACAAGAAGCAGAAUUUCGACAACUGCGUUUUUUUUUGAUGAACGGAACGUUAUUAAGUUAGUAUCUACUAGUACUAGAGGCUUGUACAACUUGCUUUCUUCCAAGAAGUCGCCCUAGUAAAAGAAACCUUGAUGACAUCAUCAUUGAUUUGUACAAGCUUGCACAGGUGGAGGUGAACCAAGAAAAUGAAGUAAGAGGGGGCGAAGGAAUAU
Messenger RNA from Amoebophrya sp. A25, 8076 nucleotides. Lineage: Eukaryota; Dinophyceae; Syndiniales; Amoebophryaceae. The record is from the annotation of a GenBank genome assembly.